ACUAGCGCCUAUUUCUACCUAAUACCUACAACAUUGGCGACAGCAUGUAUUAGGUGGCCUAACUUGAUGUCCGGAUGCCAACGUCGCGGCUAAGAUUCAAAUUCAACGCCAAUUCUUAGCGACAAAGUCUCUCUUCUAGUCUCUUACUCACUCUAGCCUACCGUAUCGACGUUAAAAUAUGACUGUUUUAUAAAAACCUAACGUGUCGACCCCUAACAAACGAAUCACUAUGCAAUUGACCAAUCAACUUGUAGCCCGGCCAAAACGGCUCUAUAGUGCGAUGCUCGGUGUUGUACCAUGUUUAGAAACGCUCCGCGAACGAGCACUCGGAUUCAGACUCAGACGUGGACUCGUCAUGUCUAUGACCAACAUGGAUGUUGUUUUCUACUUGUGUAAAUGCCAACGAUCAGUCUCUAGGACCUAGCGUCCUGGGAUGUCGGGGUGACUUCGACUUCACUGUCAAGUUCGAACAGCUGUUCUUCUCCCUCACGCCCUCGGUUAUUUUCAUUAUUCUGUCGCUAUGGAGAAUUUAUCUGCUUGCAAAAAGACCUACGAUCGUGGAUGCUCCGUUGUUACGACUGGUAAAACUUGGUGUUCUUGGCUCAUAUACUCUCCUGGAGCUUUCUUCGGUCGUCCUUGUUAACGUGCUCUCGCUUGGCGCUGACAAUGUUGACAUUGCUUCUUCCGUGCUUCGUCUUUUUACUUGCCUUUGCAUGAUUGGGCUAUCUUACCUUGAUCAUGGAAAGUCUCCAAGGCCAUCGAUUCUUCUUGGCGCAUAUCUCUUUUGGACGCUCCUAUUUGAUAUUACCCAGGUCCGUACGUUUUGGCUGGCUUCUCAGACUAGACCAGAGAUGACCUUUUCUGCUAUUUUUACGGCUGUGCUGGUUACGAAAGUUGCUAUGAUCUUGCUUGAAGCUCAACGGAAAACCAAAUGGGUCAUCUGGAAUGCUAAAGAUCAUAGCCCGGAAGAAACGAGCAGCAUAUUUGAUCUAAGCGUUUACUCUUGGCUCAACUGGCUAUUUCUCGAAGGCUAUCGCAACGUCUUAAGUAUAAAGGACUUGUAUCCACUUGACCAGAACAUGGCUGCCGACCGUCUCUCAAAAAUCUUUGCCCAGAAAAUGAAUGAUGCAAGACUUAAGGGUCAUAAGCCUAGUAUUAUCAAGGUCUUAGCUCGGACGCUUUUAGUACCUCUUAUACUCCCGAUUCCCGCAAGGCUUGCCAGGAUCGGAUUCACUUUCUGUCAACCCCUAUUUAUAAGCAGCCUUACGACACGACUGUCGCAAUCCGAAUCGACAUUGCCAGCCAACGUUGGGUACGGCUUUAUCGGUGCUAGCAUUUGCAUCUAUUUCUCCAUUGCAAUUUCGACAGCACUGUACUGGUAUGCUCACCAUCGGAUGCUCUACAUGGCACGGGCCUGUCUCGUUACGGCCGUUUACGCAAAAGCUAUAGAGGCUCGUGAAGACGAGAAUGCUUCUCUGACAUUGAUGAGUACGGAUGUAGAACGCACAAUGAGUGGGUUUAAGUCCUUCCACGAAAUUUGGUCAAACUUUAUUGAAGUUGGGAUCUCGAGCGGAUUAUUGUACAGGUCGCUUGGCGCUGCAUUUACGGCCCCUAUAAUAAUAGUUUUGAUAUGUGCAAGCGGAGUUGGUGCCAUCACACGUUUUACGGGUAAAGGGCAAAGGACGUGGGUGGCCGGCGUUCAAAAACGUGUCGGACUCACCUCAAGGGUUAUUGCGACGAUGAAAAACAUUAAACUCUCCGGUCUCACUCAUCCGAUCGCCCGUGUCAUCGAGAAGCUUCGAGUCGAUGAAUUAAAAGCAGGUCAGAACUUCCGAACAUUGUUACUAAUAGCGGGAGUCUUCGCCUAUAUCCCUUUACUCGUCUCUCCAGCCAUAACUUUUGCAGUGGCCCAAAGAAGCCUAGACGCGGCAAGGCUAUUUACUUCUAUAUCCUAUCUUCUAUUAAUGACAUCGCCUCUUAGCAAUUUAUUUCAAACUUUACCUCAAUUUGUCGGAGCGCUAGCCUGCCUCGGCCGUAUUCAGGAAUUUCUGGAGAGAAAGUCACGAGAUGAUUUUCGCAUCGCGUUUACGGAAUCGCAAGAUUCGACCGAAAAGCCCUUGGUGGAUGAGUCUUCAGUCUUACUAGCUAUGACUAUAAAGAAUGGUAGUUUUGGUUGGGAACCAGAUAAGAUGGUCCUCAAUAACAUCGAUAUUGAGAUUCCUAAAGGUUGUCUCACGAUGAUCGUUGGUCCUGUUGCAUCAGGAAAAUCGUCUUUAUGCAAAGCCCUCCUAGGAGAAAUACCAUACCAUCGGGGGACAGUCACGAUAAUUAGCAACCUCCAGCCGGUGGGCUAUUGUAGCCAAACACCGUUUCUUUCGAAUGGCAGCAUCAGGGAGAAUAUUAUUGGAUAUUCGCCAUUCGAUCCCGAGCGAUAUGCUGAGGUCGUUGACGGAACAAUGCUUGGCGUUGAUUUCGAGACGCUGUCUCUGAAGGAUAUGACGAAUGUCGGUAGCAAUGGCAUAACUCUUUCCGGGGGCCAGAAGCAACGUGUGUCGCUAGCGAGGUGCCUUUACCUGCAAUCUAACUUCCUGAUUAUGGAUGAUGUGUUCAGCGGCUUAGAUGCAGACACUGAAGAUCUGGUAUUUCAGCGUGUGUUUGGGGCGAAUGGGAUCCUCAAAAGACGCCAAACAACCGUCGUGCUCUGUACUCACUCCGUCCGUCAUCUUCCAACUGCCGCGCAUGUUAUUGCUUUGGCUCCAGACGGAUCUGUCACUGAGCAAGGCACAUUCGACGAUCUUAUGGUUAACCGAAGCUAUAUUCAUAGUCUUGGUGUCAAGUCCUCGUCUGCAAGCCAGAUGACCAGUGACAAAGUCGAAUCCGAACCCGACUCCCCUAAACCUCCCCAUAGUCCAUUAGGAAAGAUACCUAUACUACCUCCCGUGCUGAAAAUAACCGACAAGGCACGGCUAAUGGGCGACAAAGCAGCUUAUAUGGUAUAUCUAAAAAGUAUAGGGAUGAUACUCGGUACUUGUCUGCUAGUUUUGGGCACGCUCUUUAGCUUCUUUUGCAAUUUUCCGACAGUGUGGUUGAAGUAUUGGUCGGAUGAUGCUACGGUAACAAAUCCGUCACACUCUUUUGGUUACUACGCAGGAAUAUAUGCUUUGCUCCAGACGAGCGCCUUGAUGUCGUUGUUAUUUCUUGCAAUCCUAAUCUACAUUAUAGUUAUCAACCGAUCAGGGAAGUCUCUUCACGACGAUGCUCUACGGACACUUACGCAUGCACCUCUGAGUUUCUUGACUACAACUGACCAGGGGAUCAUCACGAAUCUGUUUUCUCAAGAUCUAAACCUUAUCGACAACGACCUGCCUCAUGCCCUCCUUAAUGUGAUAAACGCCGUACUUGUCGCCAUUGGCCAGGCGGCCGUUAUCGCUACUUCGUCGCCAUUAUUAGCAAUCAGCUACCCGUUUCUAAUAGCUGUACUAUACGGAAUUCAAAAGUUCUAUCUUCGAACGUCAAGACAGCUGAGGUUACUAGACUUAGAAGCGAAAAGUCCUCUUUACACCCAUUUUCUUGAUACAUCAAAUGGCGUUGUCACCCUUCGAGCCUUUGGUUUUAUUGCCAACGACCGUGCAAAGAAUGCCUACCUCUUGGAUACGUCCCAGCGACCUGCAUACCUCCUAACUAUGAUUCAACAGUGGCUUGGUUUAGUGCUAAAUUUCGUCGUCGCUAUAAUUGCUGUGAUGCUUACGGCCCUUUCUAUAAGCCUACGAUCUAACUCCGGCUUCACCGGCGCGUCCUUAGUUACCUUGAUGGGAUUCGGAGAAACACUCACAAACGUCGUUACGUACUAUACAUUGCUUGAAACGUCUCUUGGUGCUAUCACUCGGCUAAAGUCUUUUGAGAAGGAUGCCGGAUUAGAGGACAAGGAUGAGGAGGAUAUUAUUCCGCCUAAGGAGUGGCCACAGCACGGGGAAAUUUCCCUGAAAGGUGUCUCGGCCAGUUACGGCGCUGAAAGUGCAGCUGAAGUACCAGGCAUGGCACUAAAAAAUGUUAAACUCGAAAUUUCUCCCGGGGAAAAAGUUGCAGUUUGUGGUCGGACAGGAAGUGGCAAGUCGUCCCUCGUUGCCCUACUAAUGAAGCUUCUUGACCCGGUCGACGAUACACCCGAUCGCGUAUUUAUAGAUAAUACACCUCUCCACCGCGUGGAUCGGGGCACUCUCCGACAACGUAUUAUUGCUAUUCCCCAGGAUAUUGUAUUCCUACCCGAUGGAUCUACUUUCAAGGAAAAUCUGGAUCCUUCAACUGUUUCAACGGCCGCGGAUUGUCGGGCCGUCCUCGAAGCAGUAGGCUUAUGGACAUUUGUGCGCGAUCGGGGUGGACUUAAGGCAGGGCUGACAGCCAGCACGCUGAGUCAAGGACAGCGACAACUGUUCUCCCUUUCUCGGGCAAUCCUUCGCAGACGUGUCCGAGCACGCAGUCUUGGGCUUGGUGGUGGGGGUACUGAGGGUGGUGUCUUACUACUUGAUGAAGUAAGCUCGAGCGUCGACCGAGAGACCGAGAAGGUAAUGCAAAAGGUGAUCAGCGUCGAGUUCAAGGAGUACACGGUUAUAGCUGUAAGUCACCACUUGGAUAUGGUCAUGGAUUAUGAUCGUGUUGUCAUUAUGGAUAAGGGUGAGAUUGUCGAGGUAGGCAACCCGGCCCAGUUGGUGAAGCAGGCGGGGACCAGAUUCGGCGAGCUAUGGAAUGUCGGAGGGAAGUAGUCUAAUAGUGAUUAUAUAACUGGGUGUCAUAAUUGUAAUUGAUAAUCUAAUAGUAAUAUUUUUUACAAGUCUUUCAA
Daldinia loculata is the source of this 4837-nucleotide messenger RNA. Its product is annotated as putative ABC multidrug transporter. Gene Ontology annotation, cellular component: membrane. Gene Ontology annotation, molecular function: ATP hydrolysis activity; ATP binding; ABC-type transporter activity. NCBI's taxonomy places the organism in Eukaryota, Fungi, Ascomycota, Sordariomycetes, Xylariales, Hypoxylaceae. Bases 375 to 4760 code for a protein of 1461 amino acids. The record is from RefSeq and is a predicted model, not a curated record. The transcript has 7 exons. Gene Ontology annotation, biological process: transmembrane transport.